GUGAUCACAAGGGAGGGUCGCUUGCAAGCCCGCUAAACUUCCGGGCCCCUCAUCCGUGGCCACAGCUAGCCACGGGCUACCACGCUCGCAAGCUCCUCUUCUAUAUAACCUCCCGUGCCCUGCCUCUUCCUUUUCUCCAUCCCUCCGACGCGCUAUUCCUUUCCGCGUCUCUUGCUCGUAUCUACAAAAGACUACUCGGUAUCGCUCACCAACAGCCCGGUUCUCAUCCAACCGUCUGCCCGCUGCUCCGAGUCCCACUGUGCUUUGACCCGACUCAACAAUGUCGACCCAGACCGCGUUCUCGUCCUUCGACCCCCUCGCGACCCACCCGUUCACGAACAACUCCGGCUUGCUGCCCAAGCCCGCCGCGCCGUCGCAGUUCCCCCGUCCUAUCCCGGCGACGCUGAAGGCGGACGCUGCGACGGUUCCGGUGCCGAGCUCGCACAACGCGAUCCGCGCGCCUCAACCUCGGAAGGCGCCUCCGCCAUCCAAGUCGAGCGCGAAGUCGGCCUCGAGUGGUCCGAGGCCCAUCUUCGUGCCGUUCCGCCCUGAGCGGUCGUCGCCGGAGCUGGAUGACAUCUUGCUGAAGAAGAGAGUCUCGGACGUCUUCGCGAACAAGAAUACCUGGAGCAUCGACCAGCUGGAGUAUGCGCCGGGCAGCUCGCCGCACGCCAGGCGGUGAUGCCGGUGCUCGCGAUACCCAUUGAUGUACUAUACCCAUCCAUGACCAUGACUUGUCGUCAUCGAGUGUUGUGGAUUGUACUCUAUCACCCUGCUGCCUGCUCAUUUCCGUCAAUUCCGCGACGACGAUGGUGGAAAGCUGUGGACUGUAAUGAUAUGACCAGCCUGAGGGCUACUCUAGGAUACGACAUAUUGGGUAAUCGGUGCGCUCGGGAGGAUUCGUGGCUUCUCAUAUUGACUCGCAUGUACUUGUGCUUCUUUACCUGGUUUCAUCCCAUGCAAUGACUUGUCUGCUGCUGCCUAUUAGCGCCACUGCCUGAUCUCAAUCUACGACUA
This is a messenger RNA of Rhodofomes roseus, 1017 nucleotides long. RefSeq lists its product as uncharacterized. The transcript has 2 exons. The coding region runs from base 281 to 682 and encodes 133 amino acids. The record is from RefSeq and is a predicted model, not a curated record. Lineage: Eukaryota; Fungi; Basidiomycota; Agaricomycetes; Polyporales; Fomitopsidaceae.